This is a messenger RNA of Protobothrops mucrosquamatus (brown spotted pit viper), 1077 nucleotides long. Its product is annotated as nurim-like. Gene Ontology annotation, cellular component: nuclear membrane. The record is from RefSeq and is a predicted model, not a curated record. The coding region runs from base 12 to 866 and encodes 284 amino acids. The transcript has 4 exons. Lineage: Eukaryota; Metazoa; Chordata; Lepidosauria; Squamata; Viperidae.
CCCUCACCGCCAUGGCUGCUUUGCAGUUCCUGCUGAUGAUCCCGGCCCUGGGCAAUUUCCUUUUCACCUUCGGGACCGGCGUGGAGCUGAUCCGUUUUAUUUCCUUCCGUGCCAUCUUUUUGCAGCUGCCCGCGGGGGCUGCGUCUCCUCCCCACGUGAAUCCAGAUGGCACCUCGAAUUCUCAGUGGAAAACUGCCCUAAGGGAUCCCAAGAUUCUGCACUCGCUAACAGCGGAUGUGGGCCUGAUCAUCCUUUUUAUCCUGCAGCACAGCCUUAUGGCUUCUGACCGGGUCAAACACUGGACUUCCAACUGCUUUGGGGUCUUGCAGAGAACAGUCUAUGUUUUUUGCACAGACGUAACUCUUCAGUUGCUGAUGAGGUAUUGGCAGCCAGUGCUGGAGGGCCCCAUGCUCUGGAAUACGAGCACUGAGCCAUGGACCACUUGGGUUCCACUCACCUGCUUUAUCCUCCAUUUCAUCUCCUGGCUAAUCAUCUUUAGCAUCAUCCUCAUCUUUGACUAUGCAGAACUGAUGGGAGUCAAACAGGUUUAUUACUACUGCUUGGGCAUAGGAGACCCUUUGGCUGUGAAGUCUUCACGGGCCCUCCGUCUCUACUCCCACCUUCGCCACCCAUUGUACGUGGAGUUUCUCCUUAUCCUCUGGGCUGUUCCCUGCCUCUCUCUUGACCGCCUGCUUCUGGCCUUCUUCUUCACCGUCUAUCUUACCUGUGCUCACAGCCUGGAUGAACAGGAUUAUCUCUACCUCCGUGCCCAGCUGGAGAAGAAGUUCCAAAUCUUCUCCCGGGAAGAGGCAGCUUAUGGGGACUUAUUGGCAAAGAACGGCCCCUCAGACUACAAGGGCAACUGAGUAGGAGUGAGAGAGGUUAUCGAUUUUGGAUGCAGAGGGGGCGUCUGACUUGUGGGGGGGUCUGACGGCCAGAUCCCUGCUUGCAAAGCACUGAAUAAUACACCGUAUCUUAUCUUGAUUGUGUUUUUACACAUAAAGGACUUGAAGGGCUACCUCCCAAAAAUUUGGUAUCUACUAGGCCCAGUUUCUUCUAACCCCCUAAAAGAAUUUU